AUGGUCAAGCUCAGCAAAAUGGAUCUCCCCCAAAUCGCGUCCCUCUCACUCAACGAGGCGAAGUCGGUCAACUCGAAAGAUGAGGUGGAGAAACCCAAGGUAGUGCUAGUCAACGAUAUCUGGUACAUGGUGUUUGCAAAGCUCGUCAAGGAGAACCUCAUCGUCGCAUCUCACCCCAGUCUUGGCCGCCUGCCACACACCAAGGAGUUCUACGAUUGGCUUCGCGGGUGCAGACUUGUGUCCAAAGAUUUCGACAUGAUAGUGAUGCCAUUGGGGUAUAGUUUUGUGGACAUGAGCGGACCGCUGAUCAAGGAUCGGCUGCCUAAUGUCUCUGGACCUUUACGUGAUAGCUUCGUGGAGUUGAUCAAAGAUGUCACCACUGUUCUCCAAUUGCCACAUGUUCAUGAUUUGGAAUUCGAGACCGACGUAAGCCAGUUGAUUGAGAGCUGUCAGCGAUUGAAGAAAGUGCAAUUUAAGAAUAUGGUCGAUUUUAGAGACAACACAGGUCACAACAUGUCGUACUUGGCAUCGAUAUGGCUUUCAUCAUUCCUCAACAACAGAAGGCACCCACAAGGAUGUUGCUUUUCGGUCGACUCCAGAUGGACUGUAAUAGAGCAAACCGCAACUCCAUAUGAUAAUCUAGCUCUUCCAUACCAUCCUGCCGCCGGCCGCUCCAUUGAUCGCCUCGGUAUCAACUUCUGGUGCAACCCCUCGCCAUUCAGAUACCUUUCACCUACAGGACAUCGACUACCCGCUAUGGAAAGGCUAUUUCUCAACAAUUAUGACUGGAAACACUCAUGGAAAGAGUUCGGUCUCAUUUGGGACUUCUCGGAACUUUGCAUGCUGACUCUUGAAGAAAUGGAUCUGAUUCAAUUCUUCAUGCAGAUCCCAGUGGAUUCAUGGUGGCAAGUAUGCGUCCUCGUCAUAGAAGCGCCCAAAUUUGACAUGACGAAUUAUCAAUCGAUGGAAGAGAUGCAAGAAAUGGCUCGAGCGGUAAUGCGGCAGAUCUUUAACCAUUUCACCAAUCUCCGGUCUCUGGAAAUUGGCUGCGAUGAAUUACAUAAAGUCUUUCCGAUCGAUGUUAUUGCUGGAACCCUGGAAAAUCUCGAAAGCUUGGAGUUGACCGGGGUUUACGAUGAGCAGCCCAUAUCUCUCCCUUCCCUGAAAGAAAUACUGUUCGUCGGUAAGAACAUCAAGUCCCUAGUCCUAGAGUUUAGCCCCGUAGAUGGAGAUGCUUUUGAGAUCCUCAAACUUCUAGCACAGACUCCAGGACUCCGUCAUAUUGAUCUGAUAAUGUCCGCGCACAAUCUUGGGGUUGAUAAGAGCAAACACAACGCAACAGAUCCUGAUUACGAUGCAGCCGAAAAAUUACUGAGAUACCUACAUUCACAUAGACUUGGCGACUCUUUGCAAUUUAGACUGUUGGUCCGACAUUCAAGCCCACCGCCAGCAUGGAAGCCAGCGGACGGGGAGGUCUGGGAUUCGUGCAGAUCUUACGAAUCGAAAAUCACUGAGUUCGGGGUAUAUCAGCAGACCGGAAGUCAACGCAUUGGACCAAGAACAUCUGAAUCAUCUCUAGAAACUGUAGAUGGUGGCGCUUCCACGAACGAGGUGAACUGAGCCCUUGCACGGCAUGGGUGGAAGGGUGACACGAUCUUCUUGCUUUGCUCCCAUCCCCUUGUAAGACUAGACUCUAUCAUGCAGCUUUGUUAUCAAUGGA
Molecule: messenger RNA, 1720 nt
Organism: Cadophora gregata
Lineage: Eukaryota; Fungi; Ascomycota; Leotiomycetes; Helotiales; Ploettnerulaceae
Exons: 6
Coding region: 1-1620 (539 amino acids)
Source: RefSeq, a predicted model, not a curated record